Messenger RNA from Cavia porcellus (domestic guinea pig), 2026 nucleotides. It is a transcript of the gene Clec14a, whose product is annotated as C-type lectin domain containing 14A. The transcript has a single exon. The coding region runs from base 185 to 1639 and encodes 484 amino acids. Lineage: Eukaryota; Metazoa; Chordata; Mammalia; Rodentia; Caviidae. The record is from RefSeq and is a predicted model, not a curated record. Gene Ontology annotation, molecular function: extracellular matrix protein binding; extracellular matrix binding. Gene Ontology annotation, biological process: cell migration. Gene Ontology annotation, cellular component: extracellular matrix; external side of plasma membrane.
GCUUCAGGGAUUGUGGUGGGGAUUGCUGGAGAUUGGGGGACGAGGGCGGAGGACAGGGGACUGGUGGGGGCGAGGCAGGGGAGGGAGCCAGCUGCAGAGGGCGGUGACAGCGCUCCAGAGGCCGCUCGGUGCGCUCGGCCCCACAGACCUAAGCUGGGAGCAGCUGCAGGCACUGGCCUCCAAGAUGAGGCCGGCGCUCGCCCUGUGUCUCCUCUGUCAGGCGUUCUGGCCCCGGCCUGGCUAUGCCGAGCAUCCCACGGCUGACCGCGCGGGCUGCCUGGCCUCGGGGGCCUGCUACAGCCUCCACCAUGCUACCAUCAAGCGGCCGGCGGCCGAGGAGGCCUGCAACCUGCGCGGCGGGGCGCUCAGCACGGUGCACGCAGGCGCUGAGCUGCGCGCGGUCCUGGCGCUCCUGCGGGCAGGCCCCGGGCCUGGAGGGGGUUCCAAAGACCUGGUGUUCUGGGUGGCUCUGGAGCGCGGGCGCUCCCACUGUACCCAGGAGAACGAGCCCUUGCGGGGUUUCUCUUGGUUGACCUCCGACACCAGUGCAUCCGAAAACGACACCUUGCCUUGGGUGGAGGAGCCACAACGCUCCUGUACUGUGCGCAAGUGCGCGGGACUACAGGCCACAAGGGGGCUCGAGCCCGCAGGCUGGAAGGAGAUGCGUUGCCACCUGCGCGCCAGUGGUUACCUGUGCAAGUACCAGUUUGAGAACUUGUGCCCCGCGCCGUACCCAGGGGCUGCCUCUAACUUGAGCUACCGCGCUCCCUUCCAGCUGCACAGCUCUGCGCUGGACUUCAGUCCUCCGGGGACCAAGGUGAGUGCAACCUGCCCUGGGGAGCUCUCCAUCUCAGCCACCUGCGUCGAGGAAGAGACCGGCGCGCGCUGGGACGGGCUCCCCUCCCGGCCGGUGCUCUGCUCGUGCCCCGGGAGUUAUCUCCGUGCUGGCAGAUGCGCGGAGCUUGCUCAUUGCCUGGACGGCUUGGGAGACUUUGCCUGCGAAUGUGCUGAGGGCUUCGAGCUGGGAAAAGAUAGACGCUCUUGUGUGACCAAAAAGGAAGGACAGCUGCCCCUUGAGGCAACCAACGUGCCCACCUGGAGCCAGCCGGCCACUGCAGCCAGCCCAGUACCGAAGAGAACGAGGUCUCCCAGGGUCCACGAGAAGCCAGGAGAGAGACCACCCAGUGUCCCUGCUGCCACAUCUGUUCCUGAGAUUCUCCCGUGGGGAGCACAGAGCACCCUCUCUUCCCUUCAGAUAUCCCCUCACACCAAGCUGACAACCAGCCUCACUCCAUCAGGAAGCAUGGUCCCCACAUUUAAUUCCACACCUGCCUCCUCCGUGCCCCAGGCCUUUGGCUACGCCUCCACUGUGGUCUUCAUAUUUGUGAGCAUAGCAGUGGUGGUGUUAGUGAUCUUGACCAUGACAGUACUGGGGCUUUUCAAACUCUGCUUUCACAAAAGUCCUUCCUCUCAGCCAAGGAAAGGGCCUUUGGCCCCUGGGGGUUUGGAGAGUGAAGCUGAGCGCUCAAGCUCGGCACAUUGCACAGACAAUGGGGUCAAGGUGAGGGACAGCAGCCUGCAGGGCAGAGUAGAGGAUUGUUCCCUAGCAGGGUCCCCUCACUCUUCUUGGGUCACAUAGGGAAACAGGACCCAGACACUCCUUGUGAACAGACUUUUUCCAUUUCGUGCAAAGGGAGAGGAGGAGCUUGCGUGUGGAAAAUCCCCUUUAUAAGUUCUUUUCACCAAGGAGCUGAAGGUUAACAGCACACUCAUUUCCUGAAGAUGGAAGAGGUGCAAACGCCUUAGGGUGGUACCGGAGGGCAGGGAGGGCUGGGAGAGGUAUUCCGGGGAAUUGGAAGAACUGAUUUGACCUUUUCAAGACAUUAGAGGCAAACAGAAAACAGCACAAUUUUUUAAAAAGUUCAUUUUUACCAAAAUGGAAAAGAAUAUCUGUCUAUAUUUUUCAGGCUGGGAAGAUAUUGGUCUGGAGUUCAUAGACAAAAAAUAAAGGAUUUUUGAUAACACA